This is a messenger RNA of Aureobasidium pullulans EXF-150, 1060 nucleotides long. RefSeq lists its product as uncharacterized. The record is from RefSeq and is a predicted model, not a curated record. Bases 105 to 905 code for a protein of 266 amino acids. NCBI's taxonomy places the organism in Eukaryota, Fungi, Ascomycota, Dothideomycetes, Dothideales, Saccotheciaceae. Gene Ontology annotation, biological process: positive regulation of transcription by RNA polymerase II; mitotic cell cycle. Gene Ontology annotation, cellular component: nucleus. The transcript has a single exon. Gene Ontology annotation, molecular function: DNA-binding transcription factor activity, RNA polymerase II-specific; RNA polymerase II cis-regulatory region sequence-specific DNA binding.
AUAAUUGAGCGAAGUCUUCCAACACCAAAUCCUCCAUCCUCCAUCCAUUCUUCUCGCUAUCUAGAUCUCACAUCCUCAUGCCCACCCGGACGAAAACAAGAACGAUGCCUUUCCAUCAAAGAGGUCCCUGGACACAAUACGAAGAUCUUACCUUACUCAACCUUGUCGCUAUGCUUGGAACCCUCAAUUGGAUCGAAGUAUCCGAGAUGAUGGAGAAUAGAAGCCCAAAGCAAUGCGCCGAGCGAUAUCACCAGAAACUCAGACCGGGUCUCGAUGACAGCCCGUUGACGGAACAAGAACGCCACUUGAUCGCGCAUCUUGUUCUCACUAAGGGAACUUGCUGGGCCCAUAUUGCCAGGCAGCUGGUCAACCGCAGUGAGAACAAGGUCAAGAAUUGGUGGUACAGUGUACAAGCCAAGUUACAACGGCACGAAAGGCGAGCUCGUGAUCGUGCUGCACAGUCUUCACGUCUGGCGCGUCAGCAAGCUAAACAUAUCCACUCCGAUGAGCCCUCGACGCUCUAUGCUACAUCUGCCGUGGCCCCUUUUGUUUGGAUCUCCUGGACGCCAGAAGAUUUUGAUUUCCAAACGUUCAUCAACUCGUCGCAGAACGAUUACAUCAACGGAGCGAUGCAACCACAAAUGACACAACCUUCAAGUGUGGCCUCAUCAGAUCAGCCAAAAAGUCUCAAUACACAUUUCUAUCCAUCCACAGGUGGGCUUUUGGGUCACAAUAUCGAGGCCAGAUACCAAUCAGUGCGAGAGUCUCGACAGGAUUCACUCCAGCCCGACUGGUCUCUUUACAGCUCCCGCCUGAACGAGCAUCACAACGCACAGAGAAAGCCCAGCAUGGCAUCCCAGAGUAUGCCAGACCUCUCUUGGCCUCCUUUGGGCUUGAAGUUUUGAGAUGAAGACUGAGAUCGUAGAAGCUGGUCUCUUUCAUGCGCCGUGUUCGUUACUGAGUUAGCAUUUCAAGUAGCAUACAUAGAUAAAGCAUAGAGAAUAUCGCGCAAUAAGCACAAACUUGAUACAAACAUAUAUUCAACGUGAUCAGGGUAAAC